Molecule: messenger RNA, 255 nt
Organism: Necator americanus (New World hookworm)
Lineage: Eukaryota; Metazoa; Nematoda; Chromadorea; Rhabditida; Ancylostomatidae
Exons: 3
Coding region: 1-255 (84 amino acids)
Source: RefSeq, a predicted model, not a curated record
AUGAGGUCACAGAAGGCUGUUUCACACACCUUCUUCUGGAUUAUUACGGACUUUCCACGAUAUGACGUACAUAUUCGUCAGGAACUUACCUUCACACUUUUUGAAAUAGCGAAACCGGCACCAAGAAGAAGGAUGACAGACCAUGGAAAACGCCGUCUCACAGCAUCCCAAAUCGAAGAAAGAAAAAAUCUGGCAUUUCUCGAGGCCAUACGAAAAGUACGAAGACUGCUAACAUUCCUGAACACGAGUCCGUAA